Messenger RNA from Sus scrofa (pig), 2722 nucleotides. It is a transcript of the gene GUCA1B, whose product is annotated as guanylate cyclase activator 1B. Gene Ontology annotation, biological process: visual perception. NCBI's taxonomy places the organism in Eukaryota, Metazoa, Chordata, Mammalia, Artiodactyla, Suidae. The record is from RefSeq and is a predicted model, not a curated record. Gene Ontology annotation, molecular function: calcium sensitive guanylate cyclase activator activity; calcium ion binding. Gene Ontology annotation, cellular component: photoreceptor inner segment; cone photoreceptor outer segment.
GAGUGACGGCCCCAGAGGAAAGCGAGCAGUACCAUUGUCCGCCACUCUUUGAAGUGUGUACAGCCAGCGUGAGUUUCUCACUUUCUCUAGCCAUGUUCAGCUUCCUCUUAAUAUAAUUGAUUCAACAACAAAUUCGCAUGAACCUUUAAUAUAAAAGUAAGAGCACUCGGAGGUGAAUUAGGCCACGCUCCCAGAUCUUUGUCAGGUGUUUAUCCUUUUGGAGAAAAGUGGGACGAGCCCUGCCAAUAGAUCUUGGAGGGAGGGUGUAGGAGGGAAAUAUUUGUAAUUUAAACUGGGAAAUGGACAUCUGCCAGGACUGUGGGCUACGAUCUGUGGUUGGGCUGCAGAUAGCAGGCUGGGGCAGAGUCUGCGAGCGGGCAGAGCUGUUCACCCAGAGCCCCUCACUCCAUUGCUUCAGCUGCUUCUCACUAGGCCAAGUUGAGGGCGAGACCCAGAUCACCAGCGAUCCUGUUUCACAGGCUGGGAGUUGCCUUGCUCCCUCUGUGGACCUCACAGUCUCCAGUAUCUCCAAGAUGGGCCUCCCUGGAGUGGCAUGGGGCCCAACCAAGGGACAGGGAGUGACUCUGAGAUGGGAGGGUCCCUGGCUUCCCAACUCAUCUUCACUCUCCCUCCUCCAUGCCUGCCUCUCAGUUACCCGCCCUUCUCCCUCUUCAGAAUCUGCCUGGCAGCUUAGUUGAGUGGCGAAAGGGAGGGGUGAGGCUGGUGGAAUUUAGCUGACGGGAGGGAGGUCAGAGCUUCCAGGAGAAUCUUCUAAUGAUCUUAGGGGGAUUAGACGGCCUGGUCCCGCCCCGUUGCCGCAGCCCCCUACACUGCCCAUCUCUGUCAGCUGGCCAGGAGACGAUGAAGAGGCUGGCUAAGCAGAGGACAGGGAGGAAGAGGGCCCGAGCCUAAGGAAUCCCUCUGGCAGAAGCAGGGGGAGGCGGGCAGAGACCCUUGCUCCCUGACGUCCGGGGGGAGAGGGGCCGGGAUGGGGCAGCAGUUCAGCUGGGAGGAGGCGGAGGGGGAGGAGAACCGCGCGGUGGACGUGGCCGAGCUGCAGGAGUGGUACAAGAAGUUCCUGACGGAGUGCCCCAGCGGCUCGCUCUUCAUGCACGAGUUUAAGCGCUUCUUCAAGGUCGCAGGCAACGAGGAGGCCACUCAAUAUGUAGAGGGCAUGUUUUUCCGCGCCUUCGACAGGAACGGGGACAACACCAUCGACUUCCUGGAGUACGUGGCAGCCCCGAACCUCAUGCUGAGGGGCAACCUGGAGCACACGCUGAAGUGGACCUUCAAGAUCUAUGACAAGGACCGCAACGGCUGCAUCGACCGCCUGGAGCUGCUGGACAUCGUGGAGUCCAUCCACAAGCUGAAGAAGGCCUGCAGGGUGGAGAUGGAGGCUGAGCAGCAAGGCCAGCUGCUCACACCUGAGGAAGUCGUGGACAGGAUCUUCCUUCUGGUGGAUGAGAAUGGAGAUGGCCAGCUGUCCCUGAACGAAUUCAUUGAAGGUGCCCGUCGUGACAAGUGGGUGAUGAAGAUGCUGCAGAUGGAUGCGAGUCCUGGCAGCUGGAUCUCUCAGCAGAGGCAGAAGAGUGCCAUGUUCUGAGGGGCCUGUGGCCCUGGGAGCCCCCGGGGACUCCAGGCUCACCAGGUUUCCAGAGUAGUGGGGGGGCAUCCCUGGCUCAGCCUGCUAUGCCUACUCUCAUCCUGGCACGGACUUCCUGGUGCCUCCCGUGUAGGGGGUGGGGCUGAGUGGGGAGGAGGUGUCUGAAGGGGUCAGUAGGGCCAUGGGUCCUAUUGGGAGGUUUCACAUUCAUGGGGUGCUGAAGGGAACUGGCUUCCUCUUCCCUUCUGCUCCAGGGAAAGCCCGGCCUUGGCAGGGUGGUUGAGCUCCCACAAAUUCCUGCGCAGUUCUUAGCUGAACGAAGGGAAAACUGGGGAGUGGGGAUCCCACAGACCAACUUAGCAAUGAGAAUGCCCACACGGCCUGAGACUGACUGGUAGCAGGGAGGGGCUGGCAAGUGUUGUUGACACGGGAGCAAAGGUGGGACCGGGGGGGAAGGGGAUGGCUAAUAAUUACCCCCCACCCCAACCUGAGGAAUGUGCCUGUGAGGACAUGUGCCUCUUCCUCCCCCAGUUGUCCUCCCCAGGGGUGUCCACGGGAAACUUGCAAUGAGUCAGGCUGUGGUCUGCCUGCCCUUGGAGGUCAGCUGUGCUUAAAGGGGCUGUUCCAACUCUGCCCCGUGCUGUCCCCCCCAACUCUCCUCUCCCCUCUGCAUCCCCACACGCACCUCCCCAACCCCCACCCCCAGCACCGACCUUCCACAGCUCCGCAUCGCAAGCCCACAAGUCAAACGUGUCUCCUUAAAGGAUGGAAGAAACCUUUCCUCUGUCCCUGGGGAGAACUGGGAGCCUGCCAAUCUGGGUUCUAGACCGGGUUUUGCCUCCAACUGCUAUGUGACCCAAGACGGCCACUUCUCUUCCCUAACUUCGGUUAUCUCGUCUACAGCGUGAGCAGUUUAGACAAGUGGUUUUCAGAUGAUUCUUUUUUGGAUGUGGAAUUCUUUUUGUUAUACAAACUGUGUAUGCCACCCCAGUACAGACACCAGAUGAAAAGGCAGUCCUUCUGGUGGCAGGGGUUGCUGAGGACCUCAGAAAAGGAACUCAUGUGAAUAUAUGCUUUUGUGUUGGUGUAUGAAAAAUAAAACUAACUUGUUGAGCCUGA